Messenger RNA from Gryllus bimaculatus (two-spotted cricket), 2334 nucleotides. The record is from the annotation of a GenBank genome assembly. Lineage: Eukaryota; Metazoa; Arthropoda; Insecta; Orthoptera; Gryllidae.
AUGUACAGACAACAUGGUGCUUUUUCUGAUAUUAUUAAAAAACAAAGUACAGAUUCAUUACCUGUGCAAAUUUCUGAUUCAUUACUUCAACAAAAGAUAGUUAAAAGGUUUGCAGGUUUACUGUUGAAUGCAAGUUUACCGCAAACUGAAAAUGAACCUUACUCUGCACAAGGAAAUAUGUAUACUAGUUUGAACUCCAUUUUACGUCUUCCUGAAAAACUUAAAUCGGUACACAAUAUGAAUAUAAUUUUUAGAGGUGAUUUCCCUAGUGAUAAAAGUUCUGUCACCUUGCAGGCCCUAUAUGAAAAUGUAAGGAAUAAAAAUGCUGAGUCAGAUUCAAAACCUAAUUUUUCAACAAGCAAACAAAAAUCGAAUAGAAAUUCAGUUAAAGGUUCUAAUUCUAUCAAUAUGGAGUGGAAUGUUUUACUAAAUGAAGAUAAAACACCUAAACUUUCAGCACAUCUUAAUUAUUCAUGGAGCGAAUUCUCAAACAAUACUAAAUGUUUCUUUUCAAUAUAUGAAGCUACCAAAGCAAAACCUUCCCAUCUUUCUCCCAUGAUAACCUUUAAAUUUGAUGGUGCCUGGGCAAAAGCACCACUUUUUGACUUUUCAAAUUCCAUAUUAAACAAUCCUCAAUCUGAGUUUAAAACUACAUUGUUCCGAGGUUCCUCAGAGAAACCAAUAGCAAUAGCAGAGUGCAAACUUCAAAGAUCUGCUGAGCGAAAAAAUUAUCUGUUGGAACAAGCAGAAACUAAAAGCUGCCAGAAAGAAAUGGAAGACGGCAACUACAUGUUGCCUUCUUGUCAAAUUGCAUCACAAGAUGCAAAUUACUUUGAUCAACAUAAUUGUUCUAUAAAGGUUGAACACUUAAAUGAAAUGAAUAAGGAGCUUAUGCUUGCUUUAAAUUUUAUUCAUAUGUAUCAUAAUAGUUUUUUUUAUUACCCACGAAGACAGUCUGAUCAUGAAAAUCAAAUUUCCCUAUUUACUCAGUUUGCUCCUAAUUUUGAGUCUGCAAAUGUUUCCAUUCUCUUCCCUAAUAUAGAAGCAAAAUUGAAUAAUGUUAGAAUACACUCUUUAUUAAGAUCAGUUGUAAAAAUUCAUCCUACAGAAACUGCAAUGACACGUACAACACAAAGUCUUUUAGGAAAUCAAUAUAACCCAACAUGUGUACUAGACAAAACAAAACUGAAUACUUUUGACAAUCGAACUUACUCAAUAAAAUUUGGUUCCUGCUGGUUUGUUUUAAUGGCACUUACGUAUCAAAGUGUAGCAGAUCCCAAACUCAGUAAAAAUAAUAUUUUGGUUUUAAUCCGUGAUGUUGAUGAAGGAAGGGUAAUGCGAAUAAUGGUUGGAAAUGAUGUGGUGGAUAUUACUACUCAAGAGUUAAAUAAACAGAAUUCAUACAAAUACAUUUAUGUUAAUGACAAGCAGUAUAGCGUACCAAAAAAUGAAAUAACAAAAAUUGCUCUGAAUAAACAAAAUAAUAAUGAAAAGUUACUUACCACUGUAGUAGAUGAAAUUAUCAAAUUACAGUUCACAAAUAUAUCAAUUGUAUUUGAUGGUAUCCGAGUACAGUUAAUGAUAGGAAAUAAAUAUAGAAAUCAAGUAUUAGGAUUGUGUGGCACAUUCACAGGUGAAGAACAUGAUGACUUUUUAUUGCCUACAAACUGCAAUAUCAUUGAUUCAAAGCAAUUUAUUGCCAGUUACGCAAUUUUAAAUAAUAGCACUUGUACAGAAGAAGAUCUUGAAUGGGCCAAGAUUGGUAUGAAUAAGUCAUGUUCACUCACAGGAGAUACCUUGAUUCACUCAGAAUUUCCAAAGACUGCAUCUUGCCACAAUGAUCAAAACAAAGUGUCAGAUCCCAGAUGUAUGAGUAGAUAUAAUCAAGUACUUCAACAAGAAAAAUUAACAUGCUUCAGUCAACGUGCAUUAACAAAGUGUAAACCUUCUUGUUACCCCACAAAAAUUGUGAAGAAAUAUGUGAAGUUUCAUUGUGUAGAAACAUCAGUACUCUCCAAGCAUUUUGUGGAAAUAAUAAAAUCAGGAAAAGUUCAUGAUUUUAGCAAAAAGCCAACAACAAAAAAUAUCACUGUGGAUAUUCCAGCAGGCUGUUAUAAGUGUUAAUGGGAAACAAAUCACAUAUGGUCUUCCUAGAUAAAACAAGAUAUGAUGCACAGAUAUAAUAUUAAACAUUUUUAAUAUCAAAAUGUAUCAAAUUCACACAUACAUUGUACUAAAAAUGAGACAAGAAAUUCAUUGUUAUGGAUCAAUUUGUCAAUAAUAAAGCAAUUUAACAUCUUAUAUUCUCUUGUAAGGAUUCCAUUUUAAAACAGU